Molecule: messenger RNA, 3231 nt
Organism: Exophiala aquamarina CBS 119918
Lineage: Eukaryota; Fungi; Ascomycota; Eurotiomycetes; Chaetothyriales; Herpotrichiellaceae
Exons: 1
Coding region: 1-3231 (1076 amino acids)
Biological process (GO): trehalose catabolic process
Cellular component (GO): fungal-type cell wall
Molecular function (GO): carbohydrate binding; alpha,alpha-trehalase activity
Source: RefSeq, a predicted model, not a curated record
AUGAAGCUCACACUCAACUCUUUCGCUGCUGCGGCCCUCAGCGUCGCCGCAUUGCUGACUCGCACCAAUGCUCAGGCUGGAAAUGAGUCCACCGUGUACGACACGCGGUUCGAGAAUGUGACUUGGGACGCAACCAAUUGGGUUCUCACCACCACCAACCUCGACCAAGGCCACUACCAAUCUCGUGCAGUUGUUGCCAACGGAUAUAUUGGAAUCAACGUUGCGUCACUUGGACCCUUUUUCGAGUUUGACGUCUCGGUCGAUGGCGACAAUGUCCAAGGCUGGCCGUUGCAAAACCGGCGCCAAAGCUUCGCAACCGUAGGCGGCUUUUGGGAUUCACAGCCAACCACCAAUCGGACCAAUUUUGAAUGGCUCUAUCAGUACGGGGGCGAUUCUGUCAUCAGUGGCAUUCCUCACUGGAGUGCAAUUGUGGUGGAUCUCGGAGGCGAUGACUUCCUGGCUGCGUCCACCAACGCAUCUACCAUCAGCAACUUCGAAUCGAGCUAUGAUUUCAAGCAAGGGUUGUUGAACUGGGCAUACACAUGGUCUCCAAGUGGACAAGGUUCUUUCAACAUUUCCUAUCAGCUAUUUGCACAUAAACUCAAUGUCAACCAAGCAUUUGUCACGAUGAACAUCACUGCUGAUGAGUCGACAAACCUGACGGUUGCCAAUGUCUUGAACGGCGAUGCUGCAGUACGUUCCACCCCGGCUGAGAAAGGUGUCGAUGCAGGAAUCAUCUUCACGUCGGUCAAGCCUAAUGGCGUCAAUAAUGUCACGGCAUUUGUCUAUGCAGGGUUGAACGUCACCGGUGCAACCGUACGCAACACUCAACAAGCAACAUGGGAUCGACCGUACGUGGGCAACAAUGAGUCUUCAGUGGCCACGGGAAUCAACGUCACGUUAGCGGCUGGUCGAACGGCCACAUUCACCAAAUUUGUCGGGAUUGCUUCGUCGGAUGGAUAUAGCUCUCCAAGAGCAGUAGCGAGGGAGGCUGCUCUGAACGCCAGACAAGUCGGUUACGGUGCUUCACAUCAAACCCAUGUCGAAGAGUGGAGGAAACUUUUCCCAGAAACUUCCGUGGACGAUUAUUCAUAUCCCGAAAAUGGGACGCUUCCAGAUGAUCCGUUGAUCAUUGAAGCAUCCAUCAUGGCGGUAGUCAACCCUUACUAUCUCCUUCAAAACACUAUCUCAUCGAACGCGGAAGCUGCUGCCGGCAAUGCGACAAUCAACAGCCAUAGUAUCGCGGUUGGUGGAUUGGGAUCGGAUUCGUAUGCGGGACUGAUCUUCUGGGACGCUGAAACGUUCAUGCAGCCAGGCCUCGUCCCGACAUUUCCAUCAGUAGGGAGAUCAUUUGCAAACUACCGCGUAGAACGUUAUGGACAAGCGCAAGCCAAUAUCGACACCGCCUAUCAGUCGUCCAAGAACGAUACCAACUUCACCUCCAACGCCGCGAUAUUCCCAUGGACCAGUGGCCGUUAUGGAAAUUGUACAGCGUCUGGCCCAUGCUGGGACUACCAGUACCAUCUGAAUGGUGACAUCAGUCAAUCCUUCAGUAAUUACUGGCUGACCUCAGGGGAUACGGAGUAUUUUGGAGAUUCACUUUUCCCAAUCUACGACUCGGUUGCCCAUCUCUACUCUGAAUUGAUGGUCAGAGUUGGCGGUAGCUGGACGAUCAAGAACAUGACGGACCCAGACGAGUAUGCCAACCAUAUCGACAAUGGUGGCUUUACGCUGGCGAUCGUGUCCAACCAACUCAACUACGCGAACCAAUUCCGCUCAUACUUCAACUCCACCCCCAACGAAACCUGGACCCAGCAAGCAGAGAACAUCCUUUUCUCGACCGAUGUUGAAGCAAACAUCGUCCUCGAAUACCCGGAAAUGAACGGCAGUACAAGUGUAAAGCAAGCCGACAUCGUCCUCAUCACCUUCCCGCUCUCAUACACGGGCCAGAAUUACACGGUGGAGCGCUCGCUUUCAGACCUCGAUUACUACGCCGCAAAGCAGUCUACCGAUGGCCCUGCCAUGACCUGGGCAAUUUUCAGCAUCAUUGCGAACCAGGUCUCCCCAUCAGGCUGCUCGGCCUACACCUACCAGCAGUACUCAGCCUAUCCCUACGUGCGUGCGCCUUGGUUCCAGUUCUCCGAGCAAAUGAUCGAUAAUUGGAACGACAACGGCGGAACGCAUCCGGCAUAUCCAUUCCUGACCGGUCAUGGCGGUGCGAAUCAGGUUGUUCUGUUUGGAUAUCUCGGUCUUCGUCUCAUCCCUGGAUUCACGUUGUACGUCGACCCAUCUCUGCCCCCUCAGAUCCCACAGCUUCGCUAUCGCACCUUCCACUGGCAUGGCCACCCAAUAACAGCGUUCUCCAAUCAAACCCAUACAAUCCUGAGCCGCAAUGCAAGCGUCACGCCCGCCGAGGGCACGUCUCCCAACAGUACAUUUGCAAGGUCGCCCAUUUCAAUUGUCGUGGGCGGCCUCGGUAGCCCGAUCUCGGGGAACUACUCUUUGGCACCAAACUCGAGUGUCACGAUUCCCAACCGGCUCUACAGCCAACUACGCACGACGGCCGACAACCUCGCACAAUGUGUCCCAGCCACGAGCCCAGACGAGUUCCUACCAGGCCAAUUCCCGAUCGCAGCCGUCGACGGCGCGGCCAGCACCAAGUGGCAGCCCUCACUCGCCAACAAGACGGCCAGCGUGACGGUGAGCCUCGAGCCCGGCCUCCGGGUGCGCGGCCUCGAGUUCGACUGGGGCCAAGCCCCGCCGUACAACUACUCGGUGUACUUCCACAACGAGACGCUCGACCACCCGUCCGCGGCCUCUGUCAACGGCCGCGACGGCGUGCUCCAAGUGGUCAGCGACCGCGCCCGCAUCUCCGACCCGUACGACGCAGAAGCCAUCUUCCGCAUCGAGGCCGUCCAGGCCAACAUCACCACCUUCAACAUCUCCACCGAUGCCGCCCCGUUGCUCACCAGCCGCUUCGCUACCCUCCAGAUCUGGGGCAGUCUGGCGAAUUCAUCCACCAACGCCACGAACAUGUUCGGCGACGGCGCCACCGUUGCGGAGUUCAGCGUCAUCGUUGACGGCUUGGAUCAGGCGCGGAACGGGAAGAAAAUGAAGACGAAGAGGGGUCCUGGUGGGCAAAUGCUGGAGAGGCAAUUGCGGGACGUGGACUUGGAGUUUCUCAGGAAGUUGGGAAGGAUCAGGGGGAGAGGGAGAGGUGCUGGGACCUAA